AUGGACAUGGAAGAAUCAAGCCCUCUGGAAAGUGAACUUCAACCAACCACCUCAGCAUCCUCUUUCUCCAUUACUCACUCCUCCACCACCACCACCACCACCACCUCCUCCUCCUCCUCCUCCAUAGACCAACGCCCCACUAACACUAAGGACAAGAAAAACAAGAGAACCGAUACCAAUCAUGGAAACCACCCUACUUAUAGAGGAGUGCGCAUGCGCCAAUGGGGCAAAUGGGUAUCCGAAAUUAGAGAGCCAAGGAAGAAAUCAAGAAUUUGGCUUGGAACUUUUCCCACGCCGGACAUGGCGGCUCGAGCCCACGACGUGGCGGCCCUCACCAUCAAAGGCAGCUCGGCUUUCCUCAAUUUCCCCGAAUUAGCCGCCAAGAUGCCCCGCCCCGCCACCAACUCACCCAAGGAUAUCCAGGUCGCGGCGGCUAAAGCGGCCGCCUUGGAUUUCGGCCACCAAAGCCAUGAAGCCGAGUCUGAGCUGAGUCGAGCCGGUUCCACCUCAAGCCUGACUCAAUCUUCAUCGUCGUCAUCAUCAUCAUCCAAUUCUUCUUUCAACGGUGAGGAUGAUACAUUCAUGGACCUUCCUGAUCUAUCUCUUGACUUGAGCCAUGGAACUGAUGAGUUUCAUUAUUCCUCGGCUUGGCUUGUAGCCGGAGCCGAACUGGGUUUUCGGCUUGAGGAGCCUUUUCUUUGGGAAUCAUUUUAA
Sphenostylis stenocarpa is the source of this 714-nucleotide messenger RNA. The record is from the annotation of a GenBank genome assembly. NCBI's taxonomy places the organism in Eukaryota, Viridiplantae, Streptophyta, Magnoliopsida, Fabales, Fabaceae.